AUGGCCGACAGCAUCCCCUUCUUUGGCGCCGACGUGCGCAGCGAGGUAAAGAAGCCCAAGAAGCGCAAGGUGCUGCUCAUGGGCAAGAGCGGCUCCGGCAAGUCGUCGAUGCGCUCCAUCAUCUUCAGCAGCUACCUGGCCCGCGACACGCGGCGCCUGGGCGCCACCAUCGACAUUGACCUCUCGCAGGUCAAGUUCCUGGGCAACCUGACGCUGAACCUCUGGGACUGCGGCGGCCAGGAGGCGUUUACGGAGAACUACCUGUCGCAGCAGCGGCAGCACGUGUUCAGCAACGUCGGCGUGCUCAUCUACGUCUUUGACAUUGAGUCGCGCGACGUCGAGCGGGACCUGGCCACGUACGUGUCGGUGAUUUCGGCGCUGACGCAGUACUCGUCGGGCGCCAAGGUGUUUGUGCUGAUCCACAAGAUGGACCUUAUUGUGGCGGCGUCGCGCGAGGCCGUCUUCGAGGAGCGCGUGCGCCUGGUGCGGCAGAAGACGGCCGAGUACCUGCAGAACGUGCGAGACAAUGCGCGCGGCGAGGUCCUGUCAGACGGGGGCAGUGCUGUGGAGGGUGGUGGCGGCGGUGAUGCAUCCAUGGGAGGCGAAUACGACGACCUGCCCGACCUCGAGCUGACGCCGUUUGCCACGAGCAUCUGGGACCAGUCGCUCUACAAGGCGUGGGCCAGCAUCAUCCACGACCUGGUGCCCAACCUGGCCUUGAUCGAGACGAACCUGGGCCACCUGGGCCGGCUGCUCGAGGCCGAGGAGAUGCUGCUGUUUGAGCGCACCUCCUUCUUGGUCGUCUCGCACUGGACCUCGGCCGAGGGCGCGUCCAACCCCUGCGAGGACCGCUUCGAGCGCAUGAGCAACAUCCUCAAGAGCUUCAAGAGCUCGCUGGCGCGCUACACGGGCACGCCGCGCAACGCCGAGCAGUUCAAGCUCUUUGAGCUGCGCUUCGGUGUGCGCUUCAAUCUGUUCAUCGGCAAGUUCACCACCAACACCUACAUCUUGGUGGUGUUGCCACCAGGCGAAGCACGCUUCAAUGCGGCCCUGCUCAAUACGCAGAUCGCGGCAAAGCAAUUCGAGUUCUUGGACGUGCCAGUGGGUGUGACGACAAACAAGGAGCAGCAGCAGCAGCAGCAGCAAAGCCAACCAAAUCAACCGGGCCAACAGCAGCAACAGCAGCAACAACAACAGCAAUACGGUGGAAAUGGAUCGUCAGCCGUGUAUGCGUGA
Molecule: messenger RNA, 1236 nt
Organism: Sporothrix brasiliensis 5110
Lineage: Eukaryota; Fungi; Ascomycota; Sordariomycetes; Ophiostomatales; Ophiostomataceae
Product: GTP-binding protein GTR1
Exons: 1
Coding region: 1-1236 (411 amino acids)
Biological process (GO): regulation of autophagy; cellular response to amino acid stimulus; cellular response to starvation
Cellular component (GO): Gtr1-Gtr2 GTPase complex; fungal-type vacuole membrane; nucleus
Molecular function (GO): GTPase activity; GTP binding
Source: RefSeq, a predicted model, not a curated record